Diaporthe citri is the source of this 1314-nucleotide messenger RNA. RefSeq lists its product as uncharacterized. Lineage: Eukaryota; Fungi; Ascomycota; Sordariomycetes; Diaporthales; Diaporthaceae. Bases 1 to 1314 code for a protein of 437 amino acids. The record is from RefSeq and is a predicted model, not a curated record. The transcript has a single exon.
AUGCACGACCUCCGAAAGAAGGCCCUCCUCGAGAGUGGCAAGACACAGUCCCGCAAGGCGCGCUCGCGUCCCGACUCCAAGUCCGCGACGCCAAUCACCUCGCCCGGACACUCCCCCGCUGGCUCGCGCGCACCUAGCCGCUACGCGUCCGAGGACGAGGGCGAUAGCGACUCCGAUUUCGACGACAUGAUGACCAUGAGCACCACCUCAGGUACCUCCGACCACGGCGACGACGACGGUACUGGUCGCGCCUGGGUCGACCGCGUGGACGCAAGAGUCUCGCAGAUUGUCGCCGGUGGCCGCUCUGGCGAGCGCAAGAAAAUCAGCAACCAGGAGAGGGAGGAUAUGCUGAAAUCGUACCUGCACCUGGCGCGGCAUUACUACGUCCGCUCAGAGAUCGAGGCGCCCAUGAACGACCUGGUGCUUGGCCUUGUGAGAGCAAUUAAGUCGGGCAUCAGCGCGACCGAACGCACCCUUGCGCUUAAGGCCCUUUCGGUGACGAUCCUUACGAACCCUACCGACACAGUCCUCGACCAGUACGUUUCAAGCCUCAAGUCCACUUGCGAGGAUGAUGGGGCCGAAGAAGUCAAGACCGCAGCGCUCCGUGCCCUUGCCGUGGCGGCCAUGUAUGGCGAUGGAUCGACCGAGGCCGCCGAGGACAUGAUGCUGUACAUGCUCGACAUCAUCGAGAGCGACGGGCACACCGCGGGGGCAGCUGAUGUCGCGCCCGUGGUAGUCGCUGCCCUCGAGAGCUGGGGUUUCAUGGCCGCGCAUCUGGAGGAUCUUUCUGAUCAGAGUGCGCAAGCCAUGGAAGCCUUCGUGGAGCAACUUAACAGCACCGACGCCUACGUGCAGACCAGCGCCGGCAACAACAUCGCGCUGCUGUUUGAGAGCGCAACCGAGUGGGAGGAAUCCUCUGGAGAGAAGAUGAACCUCAGAUACGACCCCAAGAGACUGGCGCAGCAGAUGCGAGAGGCAUCGAGAGGCUCGAAAUCCAUGUCCAAGCGCGACAGACGGCAUCUCAAGUCGGACUUCAACAGCAUCGCGACUGGUCUCGAACGAGGCAAGGGACCGGGCUACUCGACCGCUGGAUGGGCCGCGUCCAACCCACACACGGGUGGCAACGCCGUCGUCAGCUCGCACGGCGGUGACGUCAGUGAGUUUGGGUACCGGCAGACAAUCAGCGUCGGCAAGGACAAGAUGACUAUUGACAGCUGGGCGUUGUCGGCCAAGGUCGACUUUCUGAGGACCGUUCUUGCUGGAGGCUUCCCUACUCAUCUUGCCAAGAACGAGACGGUGCAGGAGAUGAUUUGA